Messenger RNA from Ustilago hordei, 1485 nucleotides. RefSeq lists its product as uncharacterized. Lineage: Eukaryota; Fungi; Basidiomycota; Ustilaginomycetes; Ustilaginales; Ustilaginaceae. Bases 1 to 1485 code for a protein of 494 amino acids. Gene Ontology annotation, biological process: endocytosis; actin filament organization. Gene Ontology annotation, cellular component: endosome; clathrin vesicle coat; plasma membrane. The record is from RefSeq and is a predicted model, not a curated record. The transcript is spliced from 2 exons. Gene Ontology annotation, molecular function: phospholipid binding; clathrin binding.
AUGUCGCUCCAGAACAUCUCAAAAUCUGCCGUGCGUGUAGGCAAGAACUACAUCAAAGGCUACUCGGAUGUCCAGGUCAAGGUUCGAGAUGCUACCUCCAACGAUCCAUGGGGCCCAAGUGGUACUCAGAUGAACGAGCUUGCACAGCUCAGUUACAACCAAAAUGAGUUCAUCGAAAUGAUGGAGAUCCUCGACAAGCGUCUCAAUGACAAGGGCAAGAACUGGAGACACGUCUUCAAGUCGCUCACUCUUCUCGACUAUUUGCUCCAUGCCGGCUCUGAAAACGUCGUUAUCUACUUCCGAGACAACAUUUACAUCGUCAAGACCCUCAAAGAGUUCCAGUACAUUGACGAGAGCGGCAAGGACCAGGGCGCCAACGUUCGACAGAAGGCCAAGGACAUCACCAACCUCCUUCAGGACGAGGCGCGUCUUCGGGAUGAGCGUCGAUCACGUUCCCACAUGCGCGAUCGCAUGUCCAACGGUCCCACCGACGACGAUGAUGACGCAAGGAGAAGGCGUGCAGAGCGGGAGAGGAAUCGUCGAAGACCUGGCAACAACGAAGACGACGAGCUGCGACGAGCCAUCGAAGAGUCCAAGCGCAUGGCACAGCAGGAGCAAGAUCGCAUCCGUGCUGAAGCGAAAGACGAGGAGGAGCUCCAACGUGCCCUUGCACUGUCCAAGAAGGAGGAGGAAGAAAGGAUCAAGGCGUUGGAAGAAGCCAACAAGAAUGCGCUCUUUGACGACUCGAUCAACAUGGACGCUCCCAAUGCUUAUACCCAGAACCAGCAGGUCGACUUCUUUGGCAAUCCUCUCGUUGAUACCUCGGGCUCCCAGAGCUACGGUGUUCAGCCUCAAUACACCUCUUUCAACCCUUACAUGCAGAUGCAACCCACCAGCUACAACCCUUUCCUUCAAAACCAGCUGCAGCAGCAAGAGCUCAUGCAGCAGCAAUAUAUGCAGCAACAACAAGCCGAGUACCAACGUCAGCUUGAGCUCCAGCAAGCAGCUGUGCAAUACCAGAAUAUGAUGGCCCAGCAGCCCAUCCAGCCACAGCAGACCUCUUUCGGGUCCAACAACCCAUGGCUUCAGUCUGGCCAGCAGCAGCCUCAACAACAACAACAGCAGCAACAGCACAAUGUUCCCGUCGGUGAUCUCUUCUCAUCCGCGCCCACGCCUCCUCCAGUGCAAACCACACCACAGCCUCAGCCUCAGCAGUCGCCACAACAGAACCGACCAAUCCGAGCCAAGGUCAACGAUGACGGCAAAUACAACGAGCUCAACCGCUUGCUGGCCAUGGGUGACGGUGUAGACACUUUCGGUAACACGGGUGAUAUGAGGAUGGGUCCUAACAUUGCGCUUUAUAACCAGAUGCGUGCUCAAAAGACUGGUAUGAACUUCAACGCCAACACUGCUGCUGGAGGGAGCCAACAGCAGCAGCAACCGCAGCAGACUGGAGCUGAUAACAAUCCUUUUUUCAAGGUCUGA